AUGAGAAUAAGAUUUCACUUUGCAGCCUCAUUUCCUCCAUCUCUCGUCUCUCUCUAUCUCGGAAGUUCUGUGAGGAGGGCCCAAAAUUUGAUCCAUCAUCAUGCUUCUUCAUCCAAUCUUACUCAGCUUCCAAUCUUCCAUUACCCACUGCAAAGCAUUGGAGAGAGAGAGACGACGCUAUCAAGGUUUCUUCAGAGCUCCACCCGUUUUCUCCAGCUAUCUCGCCACCGCAGGGAGCCUAGCAUCGCCGCCGCCAUCUCUACUGGAUGCCACCCUCAGCCUGCCGUAUCUCUCCGUCGUCGGCGUUGCCUGGUGGAAAAGGGAAGCAGCCGUCGUUUACUAUUCGGUAAGAUCGAAGACAUGCAACCCAGAUUCGAGUGCAAAUGUGGAUUUUUAAACUGCUCCGUAGACCUAAUUUCGCACACGGACUCAAAAUACCAAGAUAUUCACAAAGAUCUUGAACUUCAAGAACAGAUUUGUUGACAUUGCUUAUACGGAGGUGUAUACAAAUAUCAAGAUAAGUAUACUAUGUGUAUUGAAAUUGUUUGGAUGCAGAACAGUCCCCUGCUAAUGGUUAUACAUUAUGUACAUAUAAAUACAAAUAUCAAGAUAAGUAUACUAUGUGUAUUGAAAUUGUUUCCAUGCAGAAUAGUCCCCUGCUAAUGGUUAUACACUGUAAAUUACUCCGUAUACCAUAACACACACACACGUACUUCCUUAUCAUGAAAGCCACAUUCUUUGCACUUAAUGGUUGUUGCGCCUCUUCUUACAGGAACUUCAUAAGUACGUACCAACAUCAAUUUGAUAGCACUUGUGGUGUUCAUGGGAGCUAUAUUCUGACCCAGAAUGAAUAACGGAGCCAUGGGUGUGUGUCCAAUACAAUAUGCUCUGAAAGUGAAUUGAAGCUUGAAGAUGUGCAGACACAUUCCUAUGAACCUAAGAUAUAUAUAUAUAGGUAAAUCUGGGAGACACAUUGUGGAGACACGCAUACAUGUUCCCAAUAGGAUUAUUAAUAUAUACAUUUAUACCAUUCAUGUUUGUCUUACUCUGAAGAACAGCCAUGUGCUCUUACGUAUAUUCCCACCAGCCUAUUAAUAUAUACAUUUAUACCAUUCAUA
Ipomoea triloba (trilobed morning glory) is the source of this 1118-nucleotide messenger RNA. RefSeq lists its product as uncharacterized. The coding region runs from base 1 to 483 and encodes 160 amino acids. Lineage: Eukaryota; Viridiplantae; Streptophyta; Magnoliopsida; Solanales; Convolvulaceae. The transcript has 4 exons. The record is from RefSeq and is a predicted model, not a curated record.